UGCGGAGGAAAAUCACCUUCUUCUUACACCAAAUAAAGAAAUUAUUUGGGUAAAAUUUAGAUUUCCGCAGCUCUGAAUUUUUUGGCAAUUCAAAUGGGAAGUGACAUCGCCUAACAUUUACGGCUCUGGAAACAGCUCCAAUAUGCCUAACAGAGCAAAGACGUAAAUGGGACCGUUUAUAAAUUGGCAUCACACAUACACGGGACUACUGGAAACACUCAGCAAAGUGGCACGCGCUGCCUACAUGCUCUUGCUUUUCAGUCUACCUUGGGAUUUUAUCGUGACAUAGUCAGAGGAGUGAAACAUUAAUUUAUAACUUUUCUAGUCGGUAUUAAAAAUGGGAAAAGAUUAUUAUCGAAUAUUAGGUAUACAAAAAGGCUGCUCCGAUGAGGACAUUAAGAAAGCCUAUAGGAAACAGGCAUUGAAAUGGCACCCUGAUAAAAACAAAUCUCCUAGUGCAGAAGACAAAUUCAAAGAGAUUGCUGAAGCAUAUGAGGUUCUGAGUGAUCCGAAAAAAAGAGAGAUAUAUGAUCAGUUGGGAGAGGAAGGACUGAAAGGUGGGUCAGGUGGUCCUAAUGGUCCUGGAGGAAACUUUCACUACACUUUCCAUGGUGAUCCACAUGCAACGUUCGCUGCAUUUUUUGGAGGCUCUAAUCCUUUUGAAAUGUUCUUUGGAAGGCGGAUGCCUGGCUGUCGGGAUGAGGAGGACAUGGAAGUGGAUAGUGAUCCAUUUGGCUCAUUUACUGCAUUCACUAUGAAUGGCUUUCCCAGAGACAGGCACACAAGCAGUGUGCAGCAUAGAUGCAAACAGGAUCCUCCUAUAAUCCAUGACCUCAAAGUAUCUCUCGAGGAUAUUUACAGUGGGUGUACUAAAAGAAUGAAGAUUUCCAGAAGAAGACUUAACCUUGAUGGUAGGACAGUUAGAAUGGAGGAUAAAAUCCUUACCAUUGAAAUAAAGAAGGGCUGGAAAGAGGGUACAAAGAUUACUUUUCCUAAAGAGGGAGAUGAAACACCCAACACAAUUCCUGCAGACAUAGUAUUUGUUAUCAAAGAUAAACCUCAUAAUCGUUUCAAAAGGGAUGGUUCAAAUAUUAUCUGCCCUGUACAAGUUAGCCUAAGAGAGGCAUUGUGUGGCUGUUCUGUUACUGUUCCUACAAUAGAAGGAAAGGGCUUAAGUAUCACGUUGCACGAAGUUGUGAAACCUGGCAUGAGAAGAAGACUAAUAGGUUACGGGCUACCUCUUCCUAAAAGCAGCGAACAAAGAGGGGACCUUAUAGUAGAAUUUGAAGUGAAAUUCCCAGAGAGUUUAUCUGCAUCAACAAAGGAAAUUCUUAAGCGUCAUCUUCCUGUUGUUUGAGAUGGGAAGGCUGAUUAGAUGAUGAUUAGAAGAGUUUAUAUCCACAUGGUACAAAAUACUGGACAACACAUGCCAGAACAUUAAAAUCUGAUUAUUUUCUUGCAAUAUUUAGAAUUUUGAUAAUAAUGCAUGGUUGAAAGUGAAUUAUUUUCCAAAGAAUGAACAUUUUGAAAACAGACUUAAUUGUAUAUGGAAUAUUUAUUAUUUACAUCUUAAUCAUCUUUUUGCCCACAUAUUUAUGUGUAACAUAAUUGGAUUGUAAAUAGGUUAUAAUUUUUCAAAGGAAAUGGUGGGCUUUGUCUUGUUAGCAUUGAUAUGUCUGUCGGGUUCCUUAGAAUACCCAUGUGAAACCAAACAUGGAGGACAAAGUCAUUAUUUCAGAAAUACCACAACUAAAGGAGUAAUGAUUCUUUUCUUGUACUUUUUCAUUUUUUUUUGUCUUAACAUGAGUGUUAACUGUCAACAAUUAAUGUGCUUCCAAAGCAGUACUAUAUAUUUUUUUGAAUAUUUGUUUAAAACAGUGCUUUUUGAUGCAGGCCUGUUGGUCAGCCCUAGACAGAAGACAGUGUUACACUGAAAACAUUUCUUCAGGUGAAACAUCCAAUGAAUUUGUUUUGAUCCCUUAACCUCCACUUAGGAAGGCACAUUCUCCAUACCUUUGCUACUAAAUACAACAUCUCUGAGGCUGAUGGAUUUCAGAGAAAGUAGCGGAUGUCCAAACUUCACACUUGACGUUGAAGAAAAGUCAUUGAAACACAUUUUUGUUUGAAUGAUAGUCUGCAUGGAUAUAUGGGAGCUGAAUUUUAGGUGACACCUUUUUCUGCAAAGUUUCUCUUUUAGAGUAUGCAAGAUGCAACAGAAUAAUUUCUAACCUGUUGCACUUUGGCACAAGUAACAGCUCCUACUAUAGACUGACCAACAACAGGCAAAUGCAAAGUAAAAUCAAUAACCAAACACAAACUACAUAUUUUUAAAUCAGCCUUGGAGGCCUGACAAGUGUUUUCUUUAAGGAUAUAAUACAGCUAUGAAAAGAGGGAUCUAAUAGGGUAUUGAAACAAGAGAAAUAAACACUGACACUUAUCUCGGAAUUUAACCCAGCACUUCCUGAUUUUCAUAUGUUUCUCAUUGCCUGUGGACACUUAGACAAUGAGCUUCCCUUAAGAGCAGCUCUUUCUCAUUUAAGGUAGGAAACUGUCAACAUGGUGAUUUGUUUUACACAGUCGCAACCAAAUACAGUACAAAUCCUGUACCCACCAUUGUUUUUUACAACUGAAACAUGCAUGAAGCUUUGUAUUAAUAUUGUUUAUCUAUUUGCAACAUUUAUGUAUUUUGUUACAGCUAGUUUGAGCCUGAAUUUGGCCUUCUGGGUUAGUUCUGUAUCCUGGUUAACAAAUUUAAGUAAAUAAAGAAAUGAAAUAUGGAAAAAUA
Molecule: messenger RNA, 2785 nt
Organism: Protopterus annectens (West African lungfish)
Lineage: Eukaryota; Metazoa; Chordata; Ceratodontiformes; Protopteridae
Gene: DNAJB4
Product: DnaJ heat shock protein family (Hsp40) member B4
Exons: 3
Coding region: 338-1357 (339 amino acids)
Cellular component (GO): cytosol
Molecular function (GO): protein-folding chaperone binding
Source: RefSeq, a predicted model, not a curated record